AUGGCCUCCGAUUCCAAACAAAGUAAGUAUUUAACAGUUUAUUUACAUUAUAAUGGUUUAUUCGCACCAAAACCAUUAGUGUACUUGAACGCUGUUGUUGUUUCAAUCUGUGAUGUCGAUUUUGGUGCAAUGGAUUUCAAAGACUUUAACUUGUUCAUUGCAAAGUUGAUUGAAGGCAGUUGUGAUAAUGUAUAUUAUUGCACUAGAAAUGAACCAUUGGCAGAGGGUAUUAGGAGAAUUACGAAUGAUGCUGACUACUUUGAGUUUAUUGAAACGGGUUAUAGUGAUGAAGCCGGUCUAAGAAUGAAUGUGUAUAUAGACCACGAAAAUGAACCUGUACUUGAUUGGGCUGAUGAUGAAGGGCAUUAUUCUGAGGAAGACCUGGAUGAUGAUAAAGAUUCACAACUUUCUGAUGAUAUUCCAUAUGAGCAUGAAGCAGAUGAUUACAUUCCUUCUCUUGACAAGACUAUUGGUGAUGAAUUCUUACAUCGGGUGUCAGGUAUGUGUAAGGAUAUAAAUGAUGAGGCUGAAACUGAUGAGGUUGAAACCAAGAAUGGAGAUGACAAACCAGUGUACCCUGUCCAUAAUGAGAACCAGAAAUGGGACAAAAUGGUGCCAAUUCUAGGUAUGAGAUUCUCUAACCCCAUGGAAUUGAAAAAUUGUUUGACUAACUAUGCAGUGAAGAAUGGGUACAACCUUUAUUUUGAGAAAAAUGAUAGUCAGAGAGGCCAACUGUUAGCAGCUAUGGGUAGGGAUGCAAACAACCACAUCUUCCCUAUUGCAUGGGCUGUGGUGGAAGUUGAAAAUAAGGAAACAUGGAAGUGGUUUCUUGACCUCCUUCUGGAUGACAUUGAAAUGGGAAUUGGUCAUGGAUUGACCCUCAUAUCAGACCAACACAAGGGAUUAAUAGAGGCUGUCAAAGAAAGGGUUCCAGCAGCAGAGCAUAGACAAUGUGCUAGGCACAUCUAUGCUAACUUCAAGAAAAGUUUCAAAGGUGAACAAUAUAGGAAGUUGUUUUGGGCAGCAGCUGCUAGUACUACUCAACCAAAAUUUGAGGCAGAAAUGAAUUCCAUAAAAAAAUUGACCCUUUGGCUUAUGAACACCUCAUGGAAAGGGACCCUAAAAGUUGGUGCAGGGCAUUCUUUGAAGUGGACAGGGCUUGUGAUGCUUAUGAGAAUGGCAUAUCAGAAAGUUUCAACUCUGUUAUUGAUCUUGCUAGGAAAAGGCCACUCAUCACCAUGUUGGAAGAGAUAA
Molecule: messenger RNA, 1254 nt
Organism: Lactuca saligna
Lineage: Eukaryota; Viridiplantae; Streptophyta; Magnoliopsida; Asterales; Asteraceae
Source: the annotation of a GenBank genome assembly